Molecule: messenger RNA, 888 nt
Organism: Cryptosporidium muris RN66
Lineage: Eukaryota; Apicomplexa; Conoidasida; Eucoccidiorida; Cryptosporidiidae
Exons: 1
Coding region: 1-888 (295 amino acids)
Source: RefSeq, a predicted model, not a curated record
AUGAAUAUAAUAAAACGAAUAUGGAAAGUACUUAGAACUCCUGGACCAACUUUGUAUGAUGUCUUACCGUUAAUUAUUUUAGCAGUGUAUACAGAUCCAUUAGCUAUAUUUUGUCAGAGUAAAAAAGAUAUAGAAAAGAAAAAACUCCCAAGGAUUUCAAUUUUUAUAUAUAAUUUGUCUUUAUGGAUACUAGUCUUAUUAGUUUUUAUAUUAAUUCUAUUUGUUGGUGGAAUAGCUAUUGGUCAAAUAACCAUUCCACCUAUUUAUAUUGGUGAGUUGUAUGGAAUGCCACUAAUAACACAAUUUUUUACAAUAUCACCUGAUGGUACCUUUUUAGCAUCUAUGAAAGUAUUUAUUAAUAAUAAAAGUUCAUUUAAUGGAAGGCUAAUUAUUCAAAAUAUUAAUAUCAGUCCAGUUUUACAAAAUUUUUUCUGUACUCCUGCAUCAGCUAAUAACGACUUCAUGCUAUCUUUACCAUAUGUCAAAUCUCAUCCAAAUUUUGGUGGUUUUGUAUUCCCUUCAAAUCUACAUUAUAAACCCAUAAAUGACACGACAAUUAAAGUGUCAUCAAUAUUAUUAAAAUCUCAUAAUGUAAAUUUUCAACGUGUUAAAAUUGAACUUGGCAAAUAUGGAGUUGCAGAAGAAUUACAAGGUAUAUGGUUACCUUCAGGAGUAACACAGUAUAAUUUACUAUUAAAAGGUUCAACCAAUUUAUUAAGUAAUAGUAGCUUUAAAGAUGAAAUUGGAUCUCGUGGCUGCUUACAAAGUAACACUUCAAAUUUAAUCACCCAUAUUAGUCUAGAUUAUUCGGUGAGAUAUUUCCUUGGCUCAAGAACAGUUAUAAAACAAGAUAUAGGUUACAUUGCAUUUCCAGCAUGCUAUUUAUAA